CAGGAUACAGCCUGGUCAUCUAAGAAACUGCUUCCCUCUUUGGAAGAAGCAGAAGGUGAUAUUUACAAGUAGUCCUGUUAAAUCUGACAAGCAGAUCCACCGACUCGUCCUACUGUUGCAAUGCCUUGUCUGCUAUGCCCGUCGCUCUUGUGCUACCUCCUCCUCCUCUUUCCACUGGCUUCCAGUUCUGCUUCUAAUGGGGACACAGUGGUCAGAACCAGCAGUGGCCCCAUUAAGGGCAAGCAGUUCCUGGCUGGCCUUGGAUCUGUGACAGCCUAUCUAGGCAUCCCUUAUGCAGAGCCUCCCCUGGGGAAGUUGCGUUUCCAGAAACCUCUUCCACAUCAGCCAUGGAAGCAAACACUGGAAGCCACCAGCUUUGGCAAUUCCUGUUCUCAAUCUAUUUACUACGAAGACACUGCAGCAAUGGUGUGGAAUCCUAAAACACCAUUGUCAGAAGAUUGCCUUUCCCUCAACAUCUGGGUGCCAUACCCACAACCUUCUUCACCAGUACCUAUUUUUUUCUGGAUACACUCAGGUGGGUAUUCAGGUGCCACGUCUUCUCUGAACUUGUUCAAUGGGGCAUCCUUGGCUGCCACUGAGAAUGUAAUUGUGGUCACCAUCAAUUAUCGCUUGGGAGCCCUGGGCUUUCUGUACUUGCCACCAGCUGCUCCAGGGAACCUAGGCUUAUGGGACCAACAGCUGGCCCUGAAGUGGGUAAAAGAGAAUGCAGCUGCCUUUGGGGGAGAUCCUUCUCGGGUGACCAUUUUUGGCCACAGUGCUGGAGGAGCUUCUGUGAAUCUCCAUCUUCUCGCACCAAAAAGCCAGGACCUUUUUGCCCAAGCGGUGAUCCAGAGUGGAACAGCCAAUGCCUUCUGGGCUUGGAGGUCUCCUGAGGAAGCCAAACGAUUAUCGCUGAAAUUCGUUCAUUUGCUAGGUUGCUCCGAGGACAAUAAUACCAGCAUAGGGCAUUGUCUGCAAACAAAAAAUGUUUCUGAACUUAUUCAGCAACAAGGCUCUCUGUUCUUGAACGAUGACUGCCUUCUGAAUUUUCCAUUCAGGCCAACCAUAGAUGGGGAUUUUUUGCUUGGUGAUCCAGAAAAGCUCAUGGAGGAGGGACAAAUUCAAGUCAAACCUGUCCUCAUAGGAAAAGUCUCUGAUGAAGGGAGCACAUUUAUCCACGAUCUUUUUUCUGACAUCAAGGAAAGUCUCAUCAAUCAGGAGCAGCUUCUGAAAGGGAUAAGAAUGUUGGUGCCAAGUGCAACUGAAGAUGUUGUUCAGACUAUUGCACUGAAAUACAGUGAAGGACAUCAAGGCCUAGCCCAAUACCGCUCCGCUCUGUCCAACCUCUUUACAGAUUUGGCCAUUGCAUGCCCAAUGACUGAAGCUGCAGGAAAUAUCAGGAAAACUGGGAGUCCUGUAUAUGCCUAUUUAUUCACACAUCACCCUUCAAGCUCAUCUUGGCCUCAAUGGACUGGACCACAUCAUGAUGCUGAGAUUGCUUAUAUUUUUGGAACCCUUGACUCGGUGUUUCCUGUCAAUCAAACGUACACAGAGGCUGAAGCCAGACUGAGCCAUAAAAUGAUGCACUACUGGGCAGAGUUUGCCAGAACUGGGAAUCCUGAUGGGUUGGUGGCCACCAAGGAUGAGUGGCCACUCUAUAAUGCCACAGAGCAGAAUUUCUUCGUUCUUAAUAGUGAGUCAUCCAGGGAAACAGAGAAAGAACCUAUCCACCACUGCAGUUUUCUAAAGAAGCAUUUGUCAAAGUCUGAAGACCCACAUAAGUGCGAAGGUGAUUCUGUUUCAUCAGACUAGACAGAAGACAGGAGAAGAGCAUCCUGGAAUCUCUGCUUUGCCUGUGUCUUGAACUGGCCUACCAUGAAGGGCUGCCACUUAGGUUGAAUCCCUUUGAAAAUGGCUUCCACAUCUUAAAGGCACCAUUUGAAGACUUGAUCUAGUUAGGUUGGCUUCAAAAUAGCAUUUAUGUGUUCGUUUGUUUCUCUCAGAAACCAAUCAAGACUUUUCUUAAAAACCUAGGGAAAUGAUGACAAGAUGUGCCAGAGAACCUUCCAGAAGGAUCCAUUGUUCUUUUAGGUGGGAACUUGGAAGAAGAAUAAGGAGUCAACUAAAAAUUCACAUAAUCUUUGCUGUAAAAUAAUAAACUGUUAGGAGUAAUAUGUUAUCUCUUAAUAAAUAACUUUUUAAAAUAAAAUACUGUCGGAAUUGUUUGGAUAACAAUCCUGUUGUAAGGAAAAGCAAAAUAAAACAAACAGGAAUUCUGA
This is a messenger RNA of Pantherophis guttatus, 2279 nucleotides long. RefSeq names its product cholinesterase-like. Lineage: Eukaryota; Metazoa; Chordata; Lepidosauria; Squamata; Colubridae. The record is from RefSeq and is a predicted model, not a curated record. Gene Ontology annotation, biological process: choline metabolic process; acetylcholine catabolic process. Gene Ontology annotation, molecular function: acetylcholinesterase activity. Gene Ontology annotation, cellular component: plasma membrane.